AUGGAAGUUGACCGCAUCGCUAGCGAUACGGAAAACGUGGCGGUGGACGAAAACGAUAAGGCGAUCGCCGACGGAGGCGCCGGGGACGCCGGCAGCUCUCAUUCUGGUCGUAUCAAGCGCAAAAACAAGAAAUAUGGGCGUAGUAACAGCAAAGAUGGAGUUAGCGCGGUGACUCCGCUACCGAAGUACCGGAGCUGGAAGAACAGCCGCAGGCCUCGAAAUGGCCACGGCAGGGGCCUGCCCAAGAAAGGCGGCGCCGGUGGCAAGGGCGUGUGGGGCGCGCCCGGCUGCGAGCUCCUCGAGGAGUACGAGGAGGACGCCAACGACCCCAACUACGACUCGGAGGCUGUGACCAACGGCGACAUCGAGUUCAAGCAGGUGAUAGUCGAAGCGGACCCCGAGGAGGUUGUGAGGAAGUCGGAGCCGGUCAUCUUGGAGUACUUCGAGCACGGCGACACCAACGCCGCCGCCGAGGACCUCCUGGAGUUCGUCACGGCCAAGAGGAGCCACCUGGUCUGCGAGACGAUCGUCGAGAUAGCCCUCGACCACAAGCCCUCCCACUGCGAGAUGGCCUCCGUGCUGAUCUCCGACCUCUACGGCAGGAUAUUCUCCGCGAAGGACAUCGGGCUAGCGUUCGAGCGUCUGCUGGAGAAGCUGCCCGACCUGGUGCUGGACACGCCCGACGCGGUGGUGCUGCUCUCCAAUUUCAUCGCGCGCUGCGUAGCCGACGACUGCCUGCCGCCGCGCUUCGUGCAGGUGCACGCGAGCGACGACCUCAACCCGCACGCCAAGCAGGCCAUACACAGGGCGGAGACCCUCCUAUCCAUGAAGCAGGGUCUAGUUAGGCUGGACAACAUCUGGGGUGUUGGAGGCGGCAUCAGGCCUGUGAAAUGGCUGAUCAGGCAGAUCCAACUGCUGCUCAAGGAGUACCUGACCUCCGGGGACCUAGGCGAAGCGAUGCGCUGCGUACGAGAACUGGAGGUGCCCCACUUCCACCACGAGCUGGUCUAUGAGACCGUCCUCCUGGCGGUGGAGUCGAUCAACUCCAGCGUGGAAGAGCAACUGUGCACAUUCCUGGCGGAGCUUCGCCGAUGCGUCAUCGUCACCCCGGACCAGAUGGACAGGGGCUUCGAGCGCGUGCUGGAGGACAUGUCGGACAUAGUCCUGGACGUGCCGCUGGCUUACAUCAUGCUGGACCGCUUCGUGGAGCGCUGCCAGCGGCGGCUGCGCCUCGGAGACCACGUGCUGCAGCGCAUGCCUACCAGGGGCCGCAAGCGCUUCGUGUCGGAGAGCGACUGUGGCGCCAUCAAGGACCACGUGCUCAAGCUGCGCGAA
Iphiclides podalirius (scarce swallowtail) is the source of this 1335-nucleotide messenger RNA. NCBI's taxonomy places the organism in Eukaryota, Metazoa, Arthropoda, Insecta, Lepidoptera, Papilionidae. The record is from the annotation of a GenBank genome assembly.